AUGGAAACGGUAGCAGGCACGGAACCAGUCAACCCAACGGCUGAAAUAGGAAAUAGCAUCGUCAUAGCGACCACCAGCAGCGCCACACUACCUAGUUCCGCAACUAAAAAGCCUUCCCAGAAGAGGAAGAAACCUGCCGGCUCCCCACAUCAACCCACACCGGGUGCCACUGACACACCCGGCACCAAAACGAAGCCACCGCCGAUUGAUCUCAUCACCACUGGUCCCGCGAUGAACGGCAGUGAGAUGCAGCUGCCGGCUGGCUCGGCAGGAACCACUUCCCACGACGGACCAUCCCCACCAAGCGCCAAAAAGCAGAAGAAAAAACAGCCCGAGGAAGGGAAGGAAUCGCACGGAAAGAAACAGAAAUCAAACGCAAAACAGGCACGUUUCCAUAUCAAGCUGUAUUCGGCACCGAAACAGCCGGUCGCUGCCACGACGGCCGGAAUAGCGAAGAAAAAGCAGGCCAAACAGCAAACGGUGACGACAACGGCCGCUUCGGAACAAACCAAAAAGCAGCAACAGCAGAACGGCAAGAAAUCGUCGAAAAAAAGUCGUCCCAGUUCGAAGGUGAACGGUGCGUCAGUCGGAUUAGCACCGAGCAGUGUGGUAACUCCGUUGAAGCGCCCCUCACAAAUCAAACAAGAACCAAGGACACUGACCAGGGCAAAAAAUACCGCCACCGAUGGUACGGCCCAUCACGAGCUGGACAGUGUAAUGAUCGGGCGGCAAACGUUUGCCUGGCUGAUUGGCCCCGGUACGACAGUGGAUGAAUUCAUGCGCACCUACUGGGAACGGAAGCACCUGCUGGUGAAGCGCAACGAUCGGUCGUACUAUGGCGGCCUACUGUCCCGUGCCAUGAUCGACGAGAUGCUGCGUACGAACAACAUCGAGUACACGAAAAACAUCGACAUCACCUCGUACCGGGACGGACAGCGCGAAACGCACAAUCCGGACGGUCGUGUGCUUCCGCCCGACCUGUGGCACUUUUACGACACCGGAUGUAGCGUGAGAAUGCUCAACCCGCAGACGUAUCUGCGCUCGGUGUACGAGCUGAACGUGAAGCUGCAGGAGUACUUCCACUGUAUGACCGGGGCCAACUUCUAUCUAACACCGCCGGGCAGUCAGGGCUUUGCACCUCACUACGACGACAUCGAAGCGUUUGUGCUGCAGAUCGAGGGUCGCAAACGAUGGCGUCUGUACGGACCGCGCACACCCCAAGAAGUGUUGGCUCGCGUUUCCUCCGAAAAUCUACGCCAGGACGAACUGGCCGGACCACCCAUCCUGGACGUGGUGCUUGAGGCGGGUGACUUGCUGUACUUUCCCCGUGGCUGUAUCCAUCAGGCCGCAACCGUACCGGGAGCCCAUUCGCUUCACAUUACCGUUAGCAUGUACCAGCGUAACUGUUGGGCGGAUCUGUUCGAGCAGAUGUUACCGAUUGCGUUGGCAGGCGCGGCCGAAGAGGAACCGCAGCUGCGCGAAGGUUUGCCGCUAGAUCUGCAUCAACACUUUGGCAUCGUGCAUUCGGACGGAACGGGUGCGGAACGGCGCCGAUUAAUCGUGCGCAUACGGUCCAUGUUCGAUAAGCUUUUUUCGGACGCGGCAAUCGAUGGGGCGGUCGAUCAGUUGGCCAAACGGUUCCAGCACGAUGCACUGCCCCCGUUGGUUGAUUUUGGCGAAUGGGACGACACGGUGUACGGUUCGGGAAAUUACGAAUUCCGACCGGACGGUACGGUACGGUGUGCGAGACCGAUCGAUGAUCGUUCGUCGGUUCGGUUGCUGCGCCGCAACAUACUGCGACUGGUGAGCGAAGAGGACAAGCUACGCAUUUACUAUCACACGGACAAUUCGCGCGAGUAUCACCAGUACGAGGCGAACUUUCUCGAGCUGGACCACGAGACGGCGCUCGGUGUGGAGUUGCUGAUCAAGAUGUAUCCGAGGUACGUGUUGGUCAGCAGCUUGCCGGUGGAGGAUCGGCUCGAGUUCAUACGCAGCCUGUGGGAGAAAGGGUUGAUUGUGUGCCGUAGACCGGACGACGCUGCGAGCGCCAACAGUUCAGCAACAUUCACCACUACUGCGUAA
Molecule: messenger RNA, 2082 nt
Organism: Anopheles maculipalpis
Lineage: Eukaryota; Metazoa; Arthropoda; Insecta; Diptera; Culicidae
Gene: NO66
Product: bifunctional lysine-specific demethylase and histidyl-hydroxylase NO66
Exons: 2
Coding region: 1-2082 (693 amino acids)
Cellular component (GO): nucleolus
Molecular function (GO): histone H3K4 demethylase activity; histone H3K36 demethylase activity
Source: RefSeq, a predicted model, not a curated record